AUGCGCCGUUCGGCGCACGCGCAUCAGCUUGGAGAAGGAGAUGCGCGGAAUCGGGAGGUGGAGGAGUACCGAAGCGUAUUUUUGAGGCAGACGGCGAACAGUGCCCUGGUGAAGCCGGGCAAAGAGAUUGGAGACACUCCCCGAGCAUCCACAGAAAGAAGUACCAGCGUCAGCGCAGGGGGAUCUAGGGGAAGCCGCAGUGUAGAUGGCUCGGACCUGGAAGCAGAUUUUGGCUUGGAACUCGGAGGAGCCCGUGCGCCUCGUGCACAUGGUGGCUCGACCUCGGCAACAUCUAGUACCGCUAGUGCAGUUGAUCUUCUGGCAAGCCGAUAUUCUGUGACUGUACACGGUGCCAAGGCGUCGGAUUUCCUUUCAGAGGUCGGAGUUCCGCUUGCAAGGAUUGCGAGCGAAUCCCCCUAUGAGUCGCCGGCGAACAGUCCUCCCGCUGUCAGCCCUGUCGCCAGCAACCCUCUGGAGAGUUCGGAGGCGAGUUCGGAACCCGAAGGCAAGGCGGCCAGCAGCGAGGCAGUCGAAGCAGGCGAAGCGCAGGAUGGGGCCAAAGGCAGAUUGCAGACGUUGAAGUUGCCAGAGUCUCCCAGGCACCGAGCAAACCCCCUGCACUCCAUGGCCUCCGAUGCCAUGGGUGCUCAGGAGAGCUUAGUCAGCUCAGUCGCCUUGCAAGAGUACGUUGCUUGGCUUGAAGCGCGCCAUAUGCGCCAUGCAGACCACUCACCACUGGCUUCUCAGUCGGCUGAGCGGCAUCGUCCCCACAGUAGCACUGUGAACAGCUCGGGCAGCAUCCUCUUCCCGCAGAGCCUUCUACCUGAACCUGCCGACGUGAGUGCCGCAAACAGCCUUGCAAGCAGCACAGCCGCGGAACUUCUAGGCAGUCGCGCUGCAGCUUCAAGUACCCUGCGGGAAUACAUCUUGUGGUUGGAAGUGCAAGAUGCUCAAGCAGAAGCUGGCCGUGGUGACAGUUGCAUGGCCGACAGCCUUGCAAGCUCAGAUCAUGCGGCAGAAACAUCAAGGGCCGUGGAGAAGUACUGUGCUUGGCGCCAGUCGAGAAAUGCUCGUAGCCUAGACAAGCUCGGAAGCUCAUCUCUGGACAGUGUGGGCUUGAUGUCCAACUUGCAUUCGAGUCCAAGCUCAGAUUCCUUUCAACAACUGCUCAACGAAAGCCCUGGUCGAAGUGCCAAUGCCCUCAGGGAAUACCGUCAGCAGCUUGAUCAUGCAUCCAGGCGUGUGCGGGAGGACGGAGACAGCAAGAAGAGACUCUACACUGUCAUCAGCCUCCCACCACUAGAUGAAGCUGCUGACUACAUGGUCGAUGGCCUCUUCACAAGCAGCGACAUGGACCCAAGCUCUGGAAAUGGCACGGCAUCAUCACGCCUGUUGAGGAGCAGUUCUGGAUCACAUUCAACGACGCGUGCCCAACUGCUUUCCAAGUCCGCUGGUUCGCAGUCAAGCAUGUGCUCACAUCCGGAAGCCGACAAACGUUUGGAUGCGACGCUCGGGAGCCUUGAGAAUGAGAGCGACGCGGGUUUUCUGAACGAUCAGCUCCUGUGCAGCGAAAGCAGCCCACGGAGUCCACAGAGGAAAGGCCGGCGAUUCGAGCGAUUCGAAGCCACCGCAAAGGACUCGGACGCAACAAGCCGACCACAGGAUGCGACAUGCUCAGGCAAUUUCUACGGAUCUGGGUCUGUCAUCAAGCAGCAAGCCAAGUGGCCUCGACCUCUUGAAGUGAAUCCAGAGAACCUACAGAGCUUCGAGAGUUAA
Messenger RNA from Symbiodinium natans, 1776 nucleotides. The record is from the annotation of a GenBank genome assembly. NCBI's taxonomy places the organism in Eukaryota, Dinophyceae, Suessiales, Symbiodiniaceae.